CCCCGGGACCCCCGGACCCCCGGGACCCCCGAACCCGCCGGCAUGGCCCGCUGGAUCCCCACCAAGCGCGAGAAGUAUGGGGUCGCCAUCUACAACUACGAGGCCGUGCAGGACGUGGAGCUGUCCCUGCAGGUGGGGGACACUGUUCACAUCCUGGAGAUGUACGAAGGCUGGUACCGAGGAUACACGCUCCGGAAUAAAUCCAAGAAGGGCAUUUUCCCAGAAACUUACAUCCAUUUAAAAGAGGCCAUCGUGAAGGACCGGGGGCAGCACGAGACGGUGAUUCCCAGCGAGCUGCCCCUGGGCCAGGAGCUGACGGCCACGCUGCGGGAGUGGGCAGUGAUCUGGCACAAGCUCUACGUGAACAACAAAACCACGCAGUUCAGGCAUGUCCAGCAGCUCACCUACAGCCUGAUAGAGUGGAGAUCCCAAAUCCUGUCCGGGACCCUGCCCAAGGAUGAACUGGCUGAGCUCAAGAAAAAAGUCACAGCCAAGAUUGAUUAUGGCAACAGGAUCCUGGGUCUGGACCUGGUUGUCCGAGAUGACAAUGGGAACAUCCUGGACCCCGAUGAGACCAGCACCAUCUCCCUCUUCAAGGCCCAUGAAACUGCAUCCAAGAGGAUUGACGAGAGGAUCCAGGAGGAGAAGUCCCUGCAGCAGAGUUUGGACCUCAGGGGACAGCCAAUAUUCAACUCCACACACACUUACAGCCUCUAUGUGAACUUCAAAAACUUUGUCUGCAACAUUGGGGAAGAUGCAGAGCUGCUGAUGAGCCUCUAUGACCCUGACCUCUCCAAAUUCAUCAGUGAAAAUUACCUGGUUCGCUGGGGCAGCAAUGGGAUGCCUAAAGAAAUUGAGAAACUGAACAACCUCCAAGCUGUGUUUACUGACUUGAGCAGCUCUGACCUGAUCAGGCCCAGGAUCAGCCUGGUGUGCCAGAUCGUGCGGGUGGGGCACAUGGAGCUGAAGGAUGGCAAGAAGCACACCUGGGGGCUCCGCAGGCCCUUCGGCGUGGCAGUGAUGGACAUCACCGACAUCAUCCAUGGCAAGGUGGACGACGAGGAGAAGCAGCAUUUUAUCCCCUUCCAGCAGCUCAGCCAUAGGGAAGGGGUUUCUCCUCUUCCUGGGGAAGAAAUUCCAACCCCAACCGAGUUCUGCAUUUCUGCACUGAGAGUUCGACUUUGUCUCUGGGUGUCCCUGAAGCUGCUCCCUGGGGAUCUGGCUCAGGUUCAGAAGGAUUUUUCUCACCUUGUAGACAGAUCUACUGCAGUGGCUCGAAAAAUGGGUUUCCCUGAGAUCAUCCUUCCCGGUGACGUCCGCAAUGACAUCUACGUCACCCUGAUCCAGGGGGAAUUUGACAAAGGCAAGAAGAAAACCCCCAAGAACGUCGAGGUCACCAUGUCUGUGCACGACGAGGACGGGAACCUGCAGGAGAAAGCCAUCCACCCCGGGGCUGGCUACGAGGGGGUCUCGGAGUACAAGUCUGUGGUGUAUUACCAGGUCAAGCAGCCCUGCUGGUACGAGACUGUCAAGGUGGCCAUUGCCAUAGAAGAAGUCAGUCGCUGCCACCUGAGGUUCACCUUCCGCCACCGCUCGUCCCAGGAAUCCAGGGAUAGAUCUGAGAGAGCUUUUGGCAUGGGCUUUGUGAAGCUGAUGAAUGCAGAUGGAACGACGCUGCAGGAUGGCAAACACAAUUUGAUUAUUUACAAGGGUGACAACAAGAAAAUGGAAGAUGCCAGGAGUUAUUUGACUCUUCCUUGCACCAAAACGGAGGUGGAGGAGAAGGAGGCUCCCUCAGGGAAAAACCUGCACCCUCUGGCCAACUUCACCCCCACCAAGGACAGCACAAAGGACAGCUUCCAGAUCGCCACUGUCAUCUGCUCCACCAAACUCACCCAGAAUGUUGACCUGCUGGGUUUGCUGAACUGGCGCUCCAACGCCCACAACAUCGCCCACAACCUCAGGAAGCUCAUGGAGGUGGAAGGAGGAGAAAUUGUGAAGUUUUUGCCAGACACCCUCGAUGCACUUUUCAACAUCAUGAUGGAAAUGUCAGAAAAUGAAACCUAUGAUUUCCUGGUGUUUGAUGCGCUGGUAUUUAUUAUUUCUUUGAUUGGAGACAUCAAGUUCCAGCAUUUCAACACUGUGCUUGAGACUUACAUUUACAAACACUUCAGUGCAACCCUGGCCUACGUGAAACUCACCAAAGUCCUGAACUGCUACGUGGGGAACGCUGAGGACUCCAGCAAGACAGAGCUGCUCUUUGCAGCCCUGAAGGCCCUGAAAUACCUGUUCAGGUUCAUCGUGCAGUCACGGGUCUUGUACCUGAGUGUUUAUGGGAAGAGUGAGGAUGGGAAUGAAUUCAAUGAUGCAAUUCGCCAGCUGUUCCUCUCCUUCAAUGUCCUCAUGGACCGGCCCCUGGAGGAGGCUGUCAAGAUCAAGGGGGCAGCUUUAAAAUAUUUGCCCAGCAUCAUAAAUGAUGUCAAGCUGGUAUUUGACCCUGUUGAGCUCAGUGUCCUCUUCAGCAAGUUCAUCCAGAGCAUCCCUGACAACCAGCUGGUCCGGCAGAAGCUGAACUGCCUGACCAAGAUCGUGGAGAGUGACCUGUUCAAGCAGGCUGAGUGCAGAGAUGCCCUCCUGCCCCUGCUCAUCGAUCAGCUGAGUGGGCAGCUGGAUGACAACUCCAGCAAGCCCGACCACGAGGCCAGCUCCCAGCUCCUGAGCAGUGUCCUGGAGGUCCUGGACCGCAAAGAUGUGGGUGCCACUGCUCUGCACGUGCAGCUGAUGAUGGAGCGGCUGCUGCGCCGGGUCAACCGCACGGUGAUCGGGAUGAGCCGCCAGUCCCCGCACAUCGGUAUUUUCGUGGCCUGCAUGACAGCCAUCCUGAGGCAGAUGGAUGAUUUCCAUUACAGCCAUUACAUCAACACCUUCAAAACCAGGCAGGACAUCAUUGAUUUCCUGAUGGAAACAUUCAUUAUGUUCAAGGAUCUGAUUGGGAAAAACGUGUAUGCAGCUGACUGGAUGGUGAUGAACAUGAUGCAGAGCAGGGUUUUCCUCCGGGCAGUGAACCAAUUCACCUCCGUCCUCAACCGCUUCUUCCUGGAUCAAGCUAAUUUUGAACUCCAGCUCUGGAAUAAUUAUUUCCAUUUGGCAGUGGCCUUCCUCACUCACGAGUCCCUCCAGCUGGAGACCUUCUCCCAGGCCAAACGCAACAAAAUCAUCAAGAAGUAUGGGGACAUGAGGAAAGAAAUCGGCUUCAAAAUCAGGGAUAUGUGGUAUAACCUGGGUCCCCACAAAAUAAAAUUCAUCCCAGCAAUGGUGGGGCCGAUCCUGGAGGUGACCCUGGUCCCAGAGCCUGAGCUGAGGAAAGCAACAAUUCCCAUUUUUUUUGACAUGAUGCAGUGUGAGUUCAACUUCAGUGGGAACGGGAACUUCCACAUGUUUGAAAACGAGCUGAUCACCAGGCUGGACCAGGAGGUGGAGGGGGGCCGAGGGGAUGAGCAGUACAAGAUCCUGCUGGAGAAACUGCUGCUGGAGCACUGCAGGAAGCACAAGUACCUGUCAGCCCCGGGAGAGGUGUUUGCCCUGCUGGUCAGCAGCCUCCUGGAGAACCUGCUGGACUACAGGACCAUCAUGCACGAUGAGAGCAAGGAGAACCGCAUGAGCUGCACCGUCAACGUGCUGAAUUUUUACAAGGAGAAGAAGCGAGAGGACAUUUACAUCAGGUAUCUGUACAAGCUCAGGGACCUGCACACAGACUGUGAGAACUUCACAGAGGCUGCCUACACCCUGCUCCUGCACGCCGAGCUGCUCCAGUGGUCAGAGAAGCCCUGCGUGCCUCACCUGCUGCAGAGGGAUUCCUACUGCGUGUACUCCCAGCAGGAGCUCAAGGAGAAGCUCUACCAGGAGAUCAUCUCCUUCUUCGACAGAGGCAAGAUGUGGGAAAAAGCCAUUCAGCUGAGCAAGGAGCUGGCUGACAUGUAUGAAAACAAGGUCUUUGACUACGAGGGACUUGGUAAUCUCCUGAAAAAAAGAGCUACAUUCUAUGAGAACAUCAUGAAGGCCAUGAGACCUCAGCCCGAGUACUUUGCUGUUGGAUACUAUGGACAGGGUUUUCCCUCUUUCCUGAGGAAUAAGGUUUUCAUCUACCGUGGCAAAGAGUACGAGCGGAGGGAGGAUUUUAACCUGAAGCUGCUGACGCAGUUCCCCAGUGCUGAGAAGAUGACCAGCACAGCCCCUCCAGCAGAGGAGAUCAAGGCUUCCCCCAGACAGUAUGUGCAGUGCUUCAUUGUGAAGCCUGUGAUGAACCUGCCACCUAAUUACAAAGACAAACCUGUUCCUGAGCAGAUCUUAAACUACUACAGAGCCAACGAGGUGCAGCAAUUCACUCACUCCAGACCUGUCAGGAAAGGAGAAAAAGAUCCAGACAACGAGUUUGCUAACAUGUGGAUAGAGAGGACAACCUACACGACAGCUUAUUCCUUUCCAGGCAUCCUCAAGUGGUUUGAGGUCAAACAGGUCACAACGGAGGAGAUCAGCCCCCUGGAGAACGCCAUAGAAACCAUGGAGCUGACCAAUGAGAGGAUCACCAACAUCGUGCAGCAGCACACGUGGGACCGCAGCCUGCCCGUGCACCCCCUGUCCAUGCUGCUCAGCGGCAUCGUGGACCCCGCCGUCAUGGGGGGCUACACCAACUAUGAAAAGGCCUUCUUCACAGAGAAAUAUCUCCAAGAGCAUCCUGAAGACCAAGAAAAAAUUGAGCUGCUCAAGCAACAAAUUGCUAUCCAGAUGCCUCUCCUGGCAGAGGGGAUCCGCAUCCACGGCGAGAAGCUGACGGAGCAGCUGAAGCCCCUGCACGAGAGGCUCACAGCCUGCUUCAGGGAGCUCAGGAGGAAGGUGGAGAAGCAGUACGGGGUCAUAACUCUGCCCCCGGCGCUGACCGAGAGGAAGCCGAGCAGGUCGGGCUCGGUGGUGCUGCCCUACAUCAUGUCCUCCACCCUCAGGAGGCUCUCGGUCACCUCCGUGGCCUCAUCCGUGGCCUCCACCUCGUCCACCUCGUCCGACAGCGCUUCCUCCAGGCCGGGCUCCGACGGAUCUACCCUGGAGCCUCUCUUGGAGAGGAGAAUAUCCACAUCUUCCAGAGCUGAGGAGCUGCCUGUGAAAGACGACGGUGACAACAGGAUUAGCAAACUCAAGAGGAAGGAGUGGAGCAUUAGCAAGUCUCAGGUUAUUGUGGAGAAGGAGCCAGAAACAGAACUGACUUCCAAAAUGCAGGGCACGGCAGGGAAGGCACAGAGGCCCAAGAGUCUGCAGCUGGGAGAGAACAGGCUGACCCUGCUGCAGGGCUCCUCGCUGCAGCAAUGCACCCGCAGCCCUCCCCCCAUCACCCCCAAAACCCCCCGGACCCAGAGCUCCCCCUCCUUGCAGGCUGAUGGAUUGCCCACGCCACCUCCUCCUCCACCCAAAAACAAACCCUACGAGAGCAGCACCCCCAGGAACUCCGUGGAGGUUGCUCCACCGCUGCCCAGCAGACGUGAGGCCAAACCUCCCCCUCCACCCCCCAAAACCAGGAAAUCCAGCGUGGUGUCCUCGGAGCAGUGAGGAUUUGGGAUCUCCCCUGCCACUGCACCACUUCCCUGCACUUCUCCUGGGAAAUGCCACCAAGGAAACCUUGUUGGGCCUGGAUUCCCUGCCCUGUGUUGACACACUAACCCAGAUGUCUCCCUACUGGAAUUCUGCCUCCUGCUCUUCUCUGUCCCAAGUUUGUCACUGCUGCCAUCCCAGCAGCUCCUGCCCAGUGGAACUGGGAAUCCUGCGGUGAUCUCACUGCUGAUCUCCUGGGUGAUCUCACUGCUGAUAUCCUGGGUGAUCUCACUGCUGAUCUCCUGGGUGAUCUCACUGCUGAUAUCCCUGCAGGGCACUGGAGUUUCCUGCCUGGGUCAGGGGCUCUGCCCAGCUCGUGCUUGGUUUGGAACAAGAUCUCAUUUUGUGCUUUUGAAUGGGGUGGGAAAAAUCCCUCCUGUGAAUGUUUGAGAUGACAGAAGCUGCACUUUUGCCAGGGCUCGACUGGUACCACCUGCACUGACACCAGGACUUUACUGGUACCACCUGCACCGACACCAGGACUUUACU
This is a messenger RNA of Lonchura striata (white-rumped munia), 6129 nucleotides long. The record is from RefSeq and is a predicted model, not a curated record. NCBI's taxonomy places the organism in Eukaryota, Metazoa, Chordata, Aves, Passeriformes, Estrildidae.